Molecule: messenger RNA, 1563 nt
Organism: Rosa rugosa (rugosa rose)
Lineage: Eukaryota; Viridiplantae; Streptophyta; Magnoliopsida; Rosales; Rosaceae
Product: monooxygenase 2-like
Exons: 2
Coding region: 652-1218 (188 amino acids)
Source: RefSeq, a predicted model, not a curated record
UUAAUUCGGUUCGGAAACCGAACCAUAGUUUUCGGUUCGAAACGGUCGGAAAACCGUAUGUGAUUCAGUUAUGCCCAGGCCUAAAUUUUCCUAUCCAAGCUCUUUAUCCGUUGAAACAAACGCAGCCAUGGGGUGAGGAUAGGAAAAGAAAUAAUACAUUUAAAAAAAGUAAAAAAAAAAACAAAUAAAUACAAGGUCACAUUUCUAAUUCAAUAUUUUUCCCCAACACAAUAUUUGAAAUUUUAAUAUUUAUGAAAAAACUACGCAUCUUUAAGUUUUAUUAUUUACUAAAUGCCACCGCAUUUGAACAAUUAUUGUCACUUCAGAAAGCUACUGUUAUCGACGAAAAAAAGCUACUGCUACUCUUCAGAAAAAGUUAUUGCCAUAUUUAAAAAACCUAUUGUCCCAAACUGAAAAGUUUUUAUCAUUCACCAGAAAAACUAUUGUCAUUCACAAUAAAUGAUGUUGUCAUCUUUUGAAAAACUAUUGACAUCUUCCAAAAAGUUGUUGUCCAAAUCAAAAAGCUAUUGUUGAUGAACCAAAAAGCUACUACUAAAAACAGAAAAUCUACUUCUCUAACCUAAAAGCUAUUAACUUAUUUUCAGGCAAAACUUGACCCGGCCAAAUUUUCGACGGCAGACCGAUGCUGAUAUGUUCUUCUCACCUGCGCAAAUUUAUCCAUUCCCAGGGACCUCCCUGGCAGAAGAUCCUGAAGAUAUACAAAAAGAAGUACUUGAGAAUUAUGCCAAGGACCUCCCACCUAUAUACUUAGAUGUUGUGCAGCACGCAGAUCUUUCGACAUUAAUAUGGGCUCCGUUGAUGUUUAGGUACCCCUGGAACGUAGUAUUUGGAAAAUUAAGCAAGCAAAACAUCACGGUAGCUGGCGAUGCCAUGCACCCCAUGACCCCUGAUCUAGCACAGGGGGGUUGCUCAGCAUUAGAAGAUGCAGUGAUCUUAGGCAGGCAUAUCAGGACAUCCUUUGUACAGAAUGGACAAGUACUUGUGUUGAAAAACUUGAGUGAAGUACUGGGCAAAUACGUAGAAGAAAAAAGGUGGCACGUCACUUUGUUGAUCAUGUGGUCCUAUAUAUCUGGAUGGGUGCAACAGGGAGGAUCUGGACGGGGUAUGAAAUUCUUAAGAGACGCCAUAUUUUACAAGUUCCUUUUCCUUAAGAUGGUAAAAUACGUAAACUAUGAUUGUGGAAAACUCGACUUCUAGCAUGCAUUUCAAUUCAUUGCGGAGAAAUUGACCUCCUCCCAAGCACCUAAAAAAGGUUGAUGAUUCUUCUACAGAAUGCGGCUAAAGAAUAAAGUUGUACGUAUCGAGUAUCAAUGUAGUAAUGUAUCAUUACUGUCCUGCUCUGGUGGUUAGUUGAUUAUGUACUCGGUCGUACUCAAUUGCCGUUGAUUUACAUUCAUGAGUAAAAAUUAAUAAGACAGUUGAUUUACAUUCCCUUUCCCUCACAUGUAAUUUUUAAGGUCUAGCUGGUUUAGUUUAUAAAGUGAAAUUCUUGGAAAGCCAUUCCAUACCUACUCUCCUGGAAAAGGAAAUGAAUAACUUGGA